UACCAUGAGCUCUCUCAGGAUCAAAAAGACUGUGUUGUUGAAGAAUAUGAGGAGAAUAAGCUUCACAAGUCCAAAGGUAUCAGAAUAUCAAUGAAGUCCAAGAUUAACAAUGUCACACUAACACUGAAGGCUAUUGAGAAUGAGGUGCCUUUUGUGCUAUCAAGUUUAUGCAGCAGCUGA
Messenger RNA from Suillus subaureus, 180 nucleotides. RefSeq lists its product as uncharacterized. The transcript has a single exon. NCBI's taxonomy places the organism in Eukaryota, Fungi, Basidiomycota, Agaricomycetes, Boletales, Suillaceae. The record is from RefSeq and is a predicted model, not a curated record. The annotation marks the transcript as partial.